UUUUCAUAUAAAAGUCCAACUACAGUUCGAUAAUAGUAUCAGUCACCUGCUCUGAUUAACUAGUUCAAAAUGUUCACCAAAGUGUUCACCCUCGGCGCCAUCUUGGCUUCCGUAAACGCUGGCUUGUUGCCACUGCACCAUGCUGCUGUCUCCUCACAGAGCAUUGUCCGCCACGAUGCCCCCGUGCAUUACGCUGCCGCGCACUACGCUGCACCUCUGCUCCACGCCGCUCCCGUAGUUCAUGCUGCCCCAGUAGUCCAUGCCGCCCCUCUUGCUCUCGCUCAUGGUCAUGAAUACGCUCACCCCAAAUACGACUACGCUUACUCUGUGGCUGACCCCCAUACCGGUGACCACAAGAGCCAGCAUGAGAGCCGCGACGGUGGUGCUGUUCACGGUAGCUACUCCCUGGUUGAGCCCGACGGUUCAAUCCGCAAAGUAGAAUACACCGCUGAUGACCACAAUGGUUUCAACGCCGUAGUACACAAAACCCCCGGCCACCACCCCGCCCCCAUCGUCCACGCUGCCCCCGUGGUCCACGCCGCUCCUAUCGUUCAUGCUGCCCCAUUAGCUUAUGCUCAUGGACAUCAUGGUCUCCUCGGACAUUAUUAAACAACGACUAGCUUAUAAUAUGUUCAUUUGAUGACGGAUGACUGAUGAUUGUGAUAUUUAUGUGUAA
This is a messenger RNA of Achroia grisella, 676 nucleotides long. Its product is annotated as cuticle protein 7-like. The transcript is spliced from 4 exons. Gene Ontology annotation, cellular component: extracellular matrix. The coding region runs from base 70 to 609 and encodes 179 amino acids. The record is from RefSeq and is a predicted model, not a curated record. NCBI's taxonomy places the organism in Eukaryota, Metazoa, Arthropoda, Insecta, Lepidoptera, Pyralidae.